AUGAUAGGAUCCCAACUGACCUGAUCGCACUGGUGACUCUCGAGCAGUCGUGAUCGAUGAAUUCCUCUUCACGACACGACUGUUCUCAGACCUUGAUCGCCAUGAAAUCUAGUCGUCGCCCAAUCAUUUUAUCGUCUAAGUCUUCUCGGGGUUGGUCAGAUUCCCAUUUAUCUGAUCGCCAAGUCUAGAUGACCCACUAAACACUUGCAGGCCUGUUGUGUUAGGCGAUUUCAGAUUUCGAAGUCCAAUUCCAUGCCGUCAGUUCUUAGACAGAAAUCAGUUUUGAUAAGGAGAAUUAUCCGGCGCGGUUUCAGAUAGGAGAAUAUCUUCCUCCAACAAUCGACGCCUCAGAGCCGUUUGCGUCCACGACCGCAUCGUAGGCGUUGUGCGGUCUAAGUCCUAGUUCUAAGUAGGCCGGCCGCCUCGCACGCUCUACUCUCCACCUGUACCACCUCGCACGAUUGUCUCUCCUGUCAUCGAACGUACGAAUCUCGCUGUCAUUUGCAUGCGAGACUCGUUUCGUCGCGCGUAUCAUUCAAGCAAUCUCUAUUGACCGGUCAUGGAGGCAUGGCUCGCCUCGUGCGUGUCACGCUCGCUCUCCCUCCACUGCGUGCCGAAUGCGACUUUCUUAGCGGAGCGCCUCUGCGCGUCAUUCCCGAACGAGCCCAACUUCCAGUUGCUGGCUUCCUGCUACAUCAGAGCUAACAAGCCUCUGCUCGCACGGCACGUGCUCAAAGGCCUGCCGUCUGACCAAAGCCGUUACCUGCUGGCACUGGCGUGCCACGACCUGCAGCUGCUCACCGAAGCAGAAGCAGCGCUGCAGCCCAACCCCGCGUCCAUGAUCUUACCCCCCGCGCUGCACGGCCUCACUGCCUCCUCCUCCUCCCCUGCCGCCUCGGCCUCCUCGGCCUCAGCACAACGAUCUCACGAGGUGCCCAAUGGUGCUGCAGGCCUGUACCUCCUCGGGCUCAUCUGCAAAGCCACCAACCGCCGUCAGAUGGCCAUUCGCCAUUUCACAUCCGCCCUUGCAUUGGACCCUUUCUUCUGGUCAGCAUACGAGGAGCUCUGCAUUCUUGGAGCGGAGGCAGAGGCGUCACAAGCAUUCAGCGAAACUGCUGCUCUGCAGUUGGAGGAGCAGCAGCUGCAGAAGCAGCAGAAGCUUCAACACGAGGUUUCGGUCCAUCAGCAACAGCAACUGAAGCAGCAGCAACAGUCACAGUAUUCUCAGCAGCAGCAGUCAGGGCAGUUGCAGGAGCCAGUGCAAGAAGGGACCGCGCCACCUCUGCAGCAGCUGCAGCAGCAGCAGCAGCAGCAGCAGCAGCAACAGCAGCAGCAGCAGCAGCAGCUGGGGGCUAAUGCGGCCUCAAACUAUAUCACACCUCCAGAAGCAGUGGUGAACACGUGGAGGGACAAUGCCUCUCCUCGCACGCCGGCAGGGCCUGUGGUGCCUGCUGUGAGUGCUGCUACACGCAUGGCACACCGCCGCAAGAUGGUGGACGAAAGCAGGCUGCGCAAUGUGGCUGGUCGUCUGUUUGCUGAGCCUAGCACCUUGCGCCGCAGCACACGAUUAGCGGAGGGGGGAGCAGGCGGGGUUGGAGCUGGUGUUGGUGGUGGUACUGCUGCUGCUGGGUCGACUUCUGCUGCGCGGGGGAGCUCGGGGGUUGGAGGAGGGGGAGGGGGGACGAGUAGGGGCUCGGUGAUUCGUCGAUCAACUGAUGGGUCUAGUCCAGCCCGCAAGCCUAUCACCCACUCUAUCCCAGCCAUGCCGUCUCUUGAUCUGGGAUCUGAUUCCGCACCAGCUUCCUCUGCUGCUGCUGGUGUCAGCGGGGUUGGAGGAGGAGGAGGAGGAGGCAGAGUGUCUACAGCAGCAGGUGCCGGUGGUACUGGUAGUGGUGUUAACACGGCAGCUGCUGCUGGCUCUGCAGCUGGUACCUCUGCCUUCGCCUCCCCAUUCACACCUGCCGCCACGAUCCCUCUCAACCUCCCAUCCGCCACUCCUCACACUGCAACUGACCCUUCUGGAGCAGUGCCACAGGAUUGGGAGCUGAAGCAAGAGGCCCGGGAAGAGGACAGGGAGGCUCGGCAGCGGCAGGGGAGAGAAAAGGCGGGAGGGGCGAGUCGUGGCUCUAAUGGUGGGGCCCCUUCUGCUGAUAGUGCUGCUGGAGGGGUGGGGGGAGGCGGAGCAGGGGGAGGGGAGGAGGUGGAGGGGAGAGAAGCGACAGGAAGAGGCAGCAGUGGAGCAGAGGGAGGGGGGAGAGACGGGGAAGGGGUGGAUGAGGCUGAAAGUGGGCAAGGAGGGGAGAGGAGUGGUGGGGGAGUAGGGUAUGGGGAGGCAGGGGAGGCUGGUAGUGCAGGGGAUGGAGCAGGGAAAGGUGGAGAAAGUGGGGCGGUGCUGGCAGUGCGGCUGCUGAAGCAAGUGGGGCGAGCUUUCCUGCUGCUGUGCAUGAUGCGAUGCCAGGAGGCGAUAGAGGCCUUUGCAGAGCUCCCUUCUGCUCAGUACAACACGCACUGGGUGCUGGUGCAGGUGGGCCGAGCAUAUGUGGACAUGGUGCAGUAUGCAGAGGCGGAGAGAGUGUUUGAACUGGCCCGACAGGCCAGCCCAUGCCACGUGGACGGCCUGGAUGUCUACUCUACCGUCCUCUUUCACAUGCGAAAGGACGUGCAGCUCAGCCUGCUGGCGCAGGAGGCCCUAGCAGUGGACCGCAUGGCUCCCCAGUCGUGGUGUGUGAGUGGCAACCUGAUGAGUCUCACUAAGCAGCACGAAGCAGCGCUCAAGUUCUUUCGACGAGCCACUCAGCUGGACCCCUCCUUCACCUACGCACACACCCUCUGCGGCCACGAGUAUGCAGCAAUGGAGGAGCUUGAGGAUGCUGCUCUCUGCUUCCGCACUGCCAUUCGCUUAGAUGCCCGGCACUACAACGCAUGGUACGGACUGGGGUCUGUGCUGAUGCGGCAGGAGCGGUUCCACCUAGCAGAGUACCACUUCCGCACUGCUCUCACUGUCAACCCCCACUCCUCCGUGCUCCACACCUACCUCGGCGUCUGCCUGCACUCGCUCAAGCGGAGCAGCGACGCCCUGGCCUCGCUGCAGCACGCGAUGCGGCUAGACCCGCGCAACCCCCUGCCGGUGUUCCAGCACGCACACAUGCUGCUGAGCGACGAGCGCCUGGGCGACGCGCUGCACGCAGCCAAGCAGUUGCUGCACGUGGCUGCCAGGGAGCCCUCUGUCUACUUCCUGCUGGGGAAGAUAUGCAAGAAGCUGGACCGCCCAGAGGAGGCCCUCAUGCAUCUCAACUGCGCACUGGACUUGAAGCCACCUGCCCAGCAAGUCAACCUCAUCAAGGCCUUUAUAGAAAAACUGAAUGUGCCCGACAACCUGGAAGACGUAGAGGAGGAGGAGGGCAUGUAGGGAAUGCCAUGUAGGGAGGGAACAUGUGGGGGAGGGCUUCUAGGAAAAGGCUUGACUGAUUAGGGCUGAGUGAAGGCAUGUGGGGACAGGCUGAGUAAUGGUGAAGGGAGAACGAAUACGGUAUGCUAUGGAAGUAGGUAGGUGCAUUGCAAACUAACAUAACACGGAAUCUAGGUUAUAUUAUGCUUGCUGCAACGCGGAGCAAGGGUGAAGGCACUGUUAUCAGAGCACAAUCACAGACAGACAUACUC
Closterium sp. NIES-67 is the source of this 3660-nucleotide messenger RNA. NCBI's taxonomy places the organism in Eukaryota, Viridiplantae, Streptophyta, Zygnematophyceae, Desmidiales, Closteriaceae. The record is from the annotation of a GenBank genome assembly.